AUGAAUAAUGUGAGCUUUUUGCAUAUUGUGAAAUUAAAAAUUAGAGUUAUCUAAACUCGUAUUUUUCAGCGUCGAAGAAUGUCAUCAGGAAAUGAGGUGGCUCGAAAAGGCUCACUAAUUUUUGCAAUAAUAUUUUCACUAAUUGCUGGUGGAUUAUCGAUUGCAGCUAUAUUGACACCCUCGUGGCAAGUUGUCAAUUUAAGAGAAUAUAAUUCGAUUCAUGAACAUGGUUUAUGGUUGGAUUGUACAAGGCAUAGUAGAGAUGGUAAUCAUAUUUUACAAAGAUAUGCAACUGUAACCGAACCACUUCAUUGUGUUUAUAAAUUCGAUUAUGAUAAAUAUUCGGGAACUUUUGAUAUUGAAGAUGAUAAUAGUCCAGUUGGAGAAGUUAAUCGACAUAAAUUCUAUGGUAUGUUUUAACAGGGGAAAACUUUUUGGAUUUAAAAGUUCGAGUUCUAAAAAAAAUACCGAAUGUUCCAAAAUUCAAAAGUUCCUAAUUUUUGGAUCACUUUUGAGAUUCUAACAAAUCUGAAAUUUCAAAACUUUUUUUGGAACUUUUUCCUGGCUUUCCCAAUGACGAGAGAUCUUUCUUCAAACCACAUUUUUCAGGUUGGCAUACUGCAACCCUUAUUCUUCUCGGCUUCGCACUAUUGACAACAUUUUUAUCAACAUGCAUCGGAAUGUGUGCCUGUUGUUAUUCAUCCCUAGCUCUAAUUUUCACCGGAAUCACACUUUUGACAAGUUGGUUUUUUGAGUAUUUACACAGACUAUCAAAAAAAAUCUGUAUUUGUUUUCAGCAUUUUUAUCUGCAAUUGCUGAAGGAAUUUUCUUCUUCUACUCUCAUCGAGCUGAUAAUCGAUUCAUCAAGGGAAUUGUUGGAACUUAUGAGGUUUGUUUUUUUUUAAUUAUCCAAAAAUAUGGAUUCCGAAAAAAUAUAAAUUCUCUUGAAAUAUCGGACCCAUAUAAAAUAAAAUAAAACAAUUCGAAUUAAUUUCAGCAACGUGUUGGAACUGCUUUCUUUUUGGAAAUGGCUGCUGCAUUCUGUCAUUUCUUCUCAUUUUUGAUUUCAAUGCUUUUCACAUAUUUCUCAUUUGCCUCAUCAAAAGAUUCCGAUGCAUUUAGCAUUCAAAGAAGCAGUCGAACAAAUGUUACAAAUAUCGGAAGAUCGAUGGAAUUCGAUGCGCCUUUAAUGUAUCCUCCACAAACUCCAGUUUCAAACUACCGUACUCCAAGUUAUUUGGAUGAAAAAGUUGUUGCUGAAUCGAUGCCUGAAUUAGGAGGAGUUGUUCGAGGUGGAGGAGCUUAUCCAUCAAAUGAUUUCUUCUCGAGAAUUCGACGAAAAUCUGAGACUUGUGUCUAA
This is a messenger RNA of Caenorhabditis angaria, 1360 nucleotides long. The record is from the annotation of a GenBank genome assembly. NCBI's taxonomy places the organism in Eukaryota, Metazoa, Nematoda, Chromadorea, Rhabditida, Rhabditidae.